Messenger RNA from Sciurus carolinensis (gray squirrel), 732 nucleotides. Its product is annotated as testis-expressed protein 38-like. The record is from RefSeq and is a predicted model, not a curated record. Lineage: Eukaryota; Metazoa; Chordata; Mammalia; Rodentia; Sciuridae.
AUGGAUUCCCAAAAGGAGGAGGACCUGUGCCUUCCUGGCAUGUGGGUUGUAUUGUACUUCGUAUUCAUGAGGCUGUGUUCUAUGAUAACCGGCAGCUGCAUGGUCUUUCUUCACUGGAGGAAGAAGCCGUGGCAGGAGAGGCGUGCCCAGCAGUGGGUGGAAGUGAUGAGUACUGCCACCUUCACUUACAGUCUACUCUUGUACUGGAUAAACAAGUGGAGGUGCUACGGUAAAAAUGCAGCUAUCACCACAGGCCCUCCUGCAGCUGUUACCAAAACUGAGAUUAAAGUUCUUCCAGAUUCGCUGUGGGAGUCAGAGACCCCUGAAGGCAGGGGUUAUGCCCUCAGAGGCAGCAGCCCCAAGGCAGAGUCCCCUCUUCCUCGACAACCUGCUCUGAUGGUACCACAUCAGCCCCUAUCUAAUCGGAUGCUGCAGUGCCGAACCAGAUCCCCAUUUGCGAUUCCCAUCUUUCAGGAGAUACCAUUUGCCCCACCCCUUCGCAACCUACCUCGCAUGCUGAACCACUGUGCCUCCUACCUGGCCAUCUGUCCUGAAAGGAAUAUCCACUUCCAUUCCCUUCCCACACUGGACCAUGGGGUGAACUGUCUCAAUGUGAAGCUUUUGCAUCAGAGUUUUAGCCUCUUUUCACUGAAGGUGGGAGCUUUAGGUACAAGGACUAUUAGUAGAAAAUGGGAACUGACAGCCCAUUUGGAUGUUAUUAAAGAUUUUUGA